Procambarus clarkii (red swamp crayfish) is the source of this 2103-nucleotide messenger RNA. Lineage: Eukaryota; Metazoa; Arthropoda; Malacostraca; Decapoda; Cambaridae. The record is from RefSeq and is a predicted model, not a curated record.
CCUUCAGGACGCUAGCGGUGCUGAUCUCACUCACUAGGAAAAUACUGGGACAGGAAACUCGCUAUAGCCUAACACGAGCGCCUCAGCACUCCUAUACAAACGGGGAUUUGGACCGAAAGACGGAAGAUGGCCACCAGGAGACCUAAUCUGAUGUUUGUGGUGGUGGUGAUGGUGGUGGUGCUUGAGGCUACUACCACAGCGUCUCCGGCAGCAGACACGCUUAUGGCGGUGCAGGAGACUGGCCACAACAACCACCAAGAACGUGAUGGCAAAUUUUUAAGCUUGCAGUUCUUACCGUUCGUAACGGUGCGAGUGCGGCCGAGUGAGUGUACCCUCAACUCCACCAAUGAGACUGGGACCUGUACCUCAACCAACCAGUGUACCGCUCAAGGUGGAAAGGCCGAAGGACCCUGUGGCAACGGUUAUGGUGUCUGUUGCUCAUAUUACACCAAGUGUGGUCAAACAGUGAGUCGGAACUCCACCUUCCUGGUCAACGACAACUACCCCAGCGCCACCAGUGCCAUUGACAACUGCCAGUAUACCAUCGAGAAGAUGAACGCCAACGUGUGCCAGCUGCGUCUGGACCUGGUCACGCUACAGCUCCUGGGCCCCAACAACAUGAGCCAGUGCGACCAAGACACCUUCACCGUGGUGGGGUCGGGUGGAGCCAACCCCAGCGUCAUCUGUGGCGUCAACGACGGUCAACACAUGUACUUGGACCUGGCGAGCGGGACGGGGUACGCCAGGAUCAACAUCGCCACCACCACCGCGGGAUUCAAUCGCUCAUGGAAAAUCAAAGUCACGCAGAUUCCCUGCGCCUCCACCAGCAGAGUGCCACCCAACUGUCUCCAGUACUACACCGACUACUCUGGCACCAUCAAUUCCUUUAAUUACCAGACAGCUGGGACGGGGAAGAAGCUGGCCAAUCAGCUGUACACGGCGUGCAUCAAGACCAAGGAAGGCUUCUGCGGCAUCAGAUACACAGCCAACAACUUCACCAUGUCACCACCAGUUACCGCAGCUGGGCAGUGCAGCAGUGACUUCCUCAUCAUCCCCACCGUGGCCAAGAAUGGCACCGCCGGCGUCUCUGACCGUCGCUGUGGCACCACCUUCUCUGACCUGACCACGUUCUCUGAGCCUUUCGAGAUUCGAGUGGUGACUAACGGUGAAGAUGCGCCGACUGACAACAAUGGCGGCUUUUCCAUCAACUACACCCAGAUCCCCUGCUGAGUCUCCCGUCUCUUUGCGGCUGCUUCUCCUCUCUGCUAAUGUCUGGAAUGGUCUACCUCGCCUGCUGGACACGGCAGCUUCCUCGUCUACUGAACACGGCACCUGCCUCGCCUGCUGAACACGGCAGCUACCUCGCCUACUGAACACGGCAGCUCCCUCGCCUGCUAGACACGGCAGCUACCACGCCUAGUAGACACGGCAGUUAUAAAUGCUUCAGCUUGUAUUCCCAAUACCCAGGACAGACGGACAACGAGGCGACAUAGGAUACCCAAACUCAAAACACUGACCAAGUAGCUGGGUGAUCCAGCAGGACUCCUCACCUUCCUCUUCCCGAGUCUCCCAUCUGUUUGUGAACGAAAGAACCCAUCCCCAGGCUAGGCUGUUGUGUGUUAACCGGUGUACUGUUGCGUGUUAAUAUGUGUACUGUUGCGUGUUAAUUUGUACUGUUACAUGUUAAAUUUGUUGUUUUAUUUUGAAAUUGUUGUUUGUUUUCAUGUACGUAAUUUAUUUUGUUAUUGACUUUACUGUGUGUGUGUGGAUAUUUACUCGCAAUGCGAUAAUAAUAAUAAUUUAAUAAAAAUAUUACAUAGGAUUACACAGCGUACUUUGUGUAUUUAUAUUUGUAUAAUGUUGCUAAUAUCAUUAAAAGUUAUACUUAUGUGUCUGGGUUACUUAACAAGCAUCAAAAUAUGGAGCUGGAUUGCGUAGCUUGGAGAUGGUCCUUGUAGACCCAGAGGAAGGUCAGUGUGAUUGACCUGGGGCCCACAGGUCAAUUACUCGCCUCUUCCCAGGUGUUGUUAUAGAUUCAGCUACUCGGAACAAGUUCCAAGUAGCACGGGCUAUGGUGAGCCCGUAACUUACCCGGCACAGGAG